Molecule: messenger RNA, 3914 nt
Organism: Sceloporus undulatus (fence lizard)
Lineage: Eukaryota; Metazoa; Chordata; Lepidosauria; Squamata; Phrynosomatidae
Gene: MTIF3
Product: mitochondrial translational initiation factor 3
Exons: 4
Coding region: 219-1067 (282 amino acids)
Biological process (GO): ribosome disassembly; mitochondrial translational initiation
Cellular component (GO): mitochondrion
Molecular function (GO): translation initiation factor activity; ribosome binding
Source: RefSeq, a predicted model, not a curated record
UGCCAUAGAUAGCUCCCUGCUGAUGGCAUUCUAGGGAUUGAGCUUUUGUGUGGAUUUCUCUGUUGGUGCCACAACAAAAAACUGCAGCCCCCCAGAAUUCUGUAGCACUCAGCCAUGGCAUUUCAAGCGGUUCCAAACCGGAUUAUACUUGCAGUGUGGAGGUUGCUAAGGUGCAGGUUUCAGGCAGGACUUGAGGUUGGGUUGGACUUCCUUUCAGAAUGGCUGCCUUGUGCUUAAAGAAACUGAUAGAUCAGACCAGAAGGAAUCAAGUGAACUAUAUCAGCAGAUACCUUGCCAGUAUCAGGGUGCAGCCACUGAAAAGGAUGGCACCCUCUCAGACAUGGCUGGUGACUGAGCAUGCUAAAAAAGGACUUCUUCCUUUUCCCUCACAAGCAUUCUGUACUCAUGAAGCUGCUGAGGAAAAACCAAAACCAAAGAAAAUAAAUCCAAAUGACAAAAACACUAUUGAAAGUGUUGGAAAGAAAAUUCCACAUCGAAUUAUUCAGUUAAUUGAUGAGAACGGCAAGAACGAGGGACCAAUGCAUAGAGCCGAUGUGAUUCGAAUCAUGGAUGAAAGGGGGCUGAGGCUUGUUCUACUUACAGAGAAGGCAAACCCUCCAGUAUAUAGACUGAUGUCAGGACAGCAGAUUCAUGAAGAACGCCUCAAACUUAAAGAAAAGCAGAAAGUUAACCCACCAAAGGGGCCUGUUCAACAGAAGGAGAUAACACUUUCCCCAACUAUAGCACAGCAUGAUUUAGAGACAAAGAUAAAACAAAUACAGCAAUGGAUUGACAAGAAGCAUCACGUGAGGGUAACAGUGCAGCAGAAGAGGGGUGCUGCUGGGCCAAAAGAUGCACUAGCAUUAUUUGGUCAGAUUUUGGAUGCAAUAUCUGAAAAAGCAACAUACCUUUCAGAACCCCGCAUUGUUAAAGAAGGAAGGAGUACAUGUGUGUUGAGACACAUGUCAGACAAAGAAAUCCGUGAACACAAGACAAUGGAGAAAAGCAAAGGAGUUCAGGGGAGCACUGGGAAGCCCAGUAAUGAUUUGGAUGCUCUCAAACAGUGAUUGUAAAAAGUGGAGGGACUGAAAUUGCUUCAUUGGGGUUUUGAUUAUCUGUACAGACUCAUAAACUUGCUGACAAUGAUCAAUCCAUAAAGACUCAUCCUGUUUCAUGCUCACAAAACUAUUGUUCAGGGUCAUCUGAAAAUCUAGCCAAGGGUCAGUGUUUCCACUGCCAGCACUGUAUUGUUCAUUGCAGGUUCAGUCAAACUAUCAUUGGUGGACAAUAUGUUUCUUUGGUGUGAUUUCAAUGGGAUGUAUCCACUGAGGUGAGAGGCUAGGCUCCGCUUAGGUCGUGGUUUUUUAACCUUAGGAGACAAGACAAACAGAAUUCCAAUUGAUAACUGUCAUAUAAAAAGAAAGCUUAAUCUGUUUAUAUUAUUGUUGCAUAUAUGUGAGCAACAUUCUUAAGAGCUAGCUUGUGGGAAUUGACAAAAUACUGGUUUGGACUCUGCAUUUCCUCAGCAUGAGAGUUUAGUUUGAGUUAGGAAACACUAGAUGCUUAUGCUGUUUUCCUACAAUGUGCUAUAUUUAAGAUAUGCAAAGAGACAUAAGCAAAUGCAAUCAGGCAUUCCCACAAGCAAGGAGCGCUACUAUUUCACAUCUUUCCAAAGAGGGAAUCUGUACUUUCACCAUUCCCCCACCUGCUUCCUAUCCCUUGCAUUUUCAAUUUUCAAUUGACCUGCCUAAUAGAAUCACUGAAAGUCAUGCUCCCAAAUUAGUUUAAUUUUUCAUGUAGCCUAGGGCAGUGGGAGUCUCCAGAAAUGGUUAGACAACUACUCCUAGCAUCCCUCACCACUAGCUAUGCUGACUGGGGUUGGUGGAAGCUGUAGUCCAAGAAUACCUGGACAGCUGGUCUCUCCUCGUGCACUGGGGUAAGGGAUAAAGGACUCCUGUGAAUGUGGGAAAAUUGUAAAUAAAAAAAAACCACUAUUCUUUUUAUCUAGGAGAACAUCUUUCUAGGACUACCCAAGUCCUCCAGUACAACUCUAUGGUCAACAUCUGCCAGAAGUUGAUUAUAGAAUCAUGCUGGAAGAAAUGCCAAGAGAAGUGUUUCCUUUAGGCUCUUUAGGUUGUGAUCUAGGUUCUCCAGCACAACUCUGUGGUCAACAUCUGGCAGAGUUGUGCUGGAGGACCUAGAUUCCUAGAGAACAUACUAAAAAUGAAAGCCACAAAUGUACAGUGCCAACUGUAUAUGAACUACCAUCAAUUUUUACAUGAGUGGAUUGUUACUUCAGUUGUAUCCAAAUAUUCAUCCUGUAUAUAUUAUUGUUAAAAGUAUGGCUAGGGGAAGAGUACAUGCAUGCAAAACCCAGCCACAGUUAGAUCUGAAUAUCUUUGAGCACUGGCCAUUCAAGUUGGCAAUUUGCUAUCAAAUCAACAUACAGUAUAUACGCACUUCCCUUUGACUGGGAAGCCUGAUAAGACAGGGAAAGCUUUUUAAUUGUGGGGAAUGGAGUAUAUCUCAGGGUGUUAGUUCUUUGGGGGGAAAUAUCAAGACUGGAUGUGUUGGGGAACAGUCACCCUCAGUAGAUGUAAUGUUUGUCAUUCUUCAGUACUUCCCUGGUUGAGACUGACUGAACUAAAAAAAAACAAGCAGGCAGCAUCACGUUUACAAACUAAAGAACUUUACUAAUUGCUUUUAGCAUGUACAUACACUUGAAGUCCCUACAUCCUAACUAACUAAUGAAAAGAUUAGGUAAAAGGAAGAGCACCACUGAGUUUAAAAUUUUAACUUGUCAUCUUGAAGCUGAGGUCAAAGGAUGGAGAAAAGAACACAGAGAAAGUUGAUAGAGAAGGGAGAGUUUUUAUAUGACCACCGGCCCUAGAAUUUUCUCAGGUAACAUGAUUGGGUUACUUAGAUAAAUUAUGACCAUGCAUUGCAAUAUAUAUAUAUAUGUAUAAAUAAAUGGGAAAACUUGAGCUAAAGACUCAAGAUGAGUAUAGGCAUGCAGGAGGGGCCCUAAACUAUCUAAAAUCCCCAACUGCUCUAACAGCAAUGAAGGGGUGAGAGAGAGAGAGUGCUUGACUUUCCAGUUCCCCUUCUCAUUCUCUUGCACACAAUUCAGCAACUUGCAUCUCUUCUCAUAGUUUCUGGAAACACUCUUUUGAGAGAGGUCUGGUAAAGAUAUCAGCUAUCAUAAUUUUAGUGUUGCAGUAUAGUAACUGAACAAGUCCACUUUGAUGUAUUCUUUGCACCUUGUGAAGGGCAAUGUCAAUAUUCUUCCUGAGUGUGUUGUUACUCAGAAAUUUUGAUGCAGCUCUGUAUCAAAGUGGUUAGCAUGGAUUCUGUUAUUCCAUAGUACCGAAGUAAUAUAUGCAGCCACUGUAUUUGAGUACACACUCCUUUGUGGAUAUACACUCAGCACCAGUGAAAGAAAUUUGUAACUGUAGAUUGUUUCUUAUUUGCCCAACUUACUGCUCCUCCACCAUACAACAUCAGCGACUGGCAAAUGUGAAAUCUUGGUUGCCUUUGCUCAUUCAAUACAUCUUUCAUUGUUAGAGCACAUUUCAAAAUUAAAGUCUCUUGCAAGUUCAUGACUGGCCAUGCCCCAAUCUGUGCUGCCCAAAUUCAAACAAUCUUCAUGAUUGUACUGAGUCACACUGUUUGCAAAUGAAACAAUUUCCACCUCAUUGCAUUUAUUCCUUAAGACUCCUUUGUUAAAUCUUUGCCAUGAAAAUCAAAACAGGACUCCUUCCUGAAUAGCAUUUGAUUACCUCUUGUUGUUGUGGUACGUACACUAUACAGAGUCUCUAUUCUGUUAGUGCCAAGUCUCACUUACAAAAAGACUGCAUCUAUUCCUUGUGUAUUAUUUGCCACUUGUGAAAUAAAUUGAAAGUUUUACAUUCCUA